This is a messenger RNA of Rhizoctonia solani, 225 nucleotides long. Its product is annotated as thiazole biosynthetic enzyme. The record is from RefSeq and is a predicted model, not a curated record. The transcript has 3 exons. NCBI's taxonomy places the organism in Eukaryota, Fungi, Basidiomycota, Agaricomycetes, Cantharellales, Ceratobasidiaceae. Bases 1 to 225 code for a protein of 74 amino acids.
AUGAACCGCUCCGAGCCCGCUAUUGUCAACGGGACUCGUGAAGUUCAUCCUGGCUUGAUCAUGACUGGCAUGGAACUAUCCGAACAUGACGGCGCAAACCGCAUGGGCCCAACAUUUGGGGCCAUGAUGGCAAGUGGUAUCAAGGCAGCUCAUGAAGCGUUGAAAAUCUUCGAUAGUCACGAAAUCGUCGACGGCGAGGUUAUUGGUCCCAAAACAUUGAACUAA